Salvia miltiorrhiza (redroot sage) is the source of this 1484-nucleotide messenger RNA. Its product is annotated as CRIB domain-containing protein RIC6-like. Bases 533 to 1159 code for a protein of 208 amino acids. Lineage: Eukaryota; Viridiplantae; Streptophyta; Magnoliopsida; Lamiales; Lamiaceae. The record is from RefSeq and is a predicted model, not a curated record. The transcript is spliced from 4 exons.
AAAUUUUCGAGGGUGGAGUGGCUCUGUCUCAACAAUUCAUCGCCACUGAAAAAUGAAAGGUUUAUUUUGCAUCAACACCUUCGUCUUUCCCAUCGUGGAAUCCCUAUCUUUUUUUUUCUUUUCUUUUUUUCUACAUACAUUUAUCCUUUUUUAUCCACCCAUACAAAAAGGAAAUAAAAAAAUAAAUUUUAAAGAAAGAGUCAAACCACCCUGAGAGGAAAUUCAGAUGUUUGAGUGUUUUCUCUGAUCUUCCUCGAGCUUCUUCUUUUUUGAUCUUCAUUAUAAUUAUUAUUUUUUGUUUGAAGAUCGAUUUCUGAGUGAAUUUUCUCCCGUAUUUACAUGGGAUAAAAACUGAGUUUCCUCACAAAGAAGGGGUUGGUUUGGCUCAUGUUUUAAUAUCUUCUUUUAACUUUGAAAAAUAUCCAAUUCAUAUUUUUCUUUGAAUCAAACCACCAAAAAUUCAUAUCCAUAUACAUAAAAAAAACACAACGAAAAAAAGCUGUAAAUACAUAAAUUUUAAUUAGACACAAAGAUGACGACGACAUCUAAGCCUAAGAUGAAGGGCAUUUUCAAAGGCUUCAAGUACAUUUCCCAGAUUUUUGAGGAAGAAAAAGAAGACGACAUACAGAUUGGUUUCCCCACAGAUGUAAAGCAUGUAGCUCAUAUAGGAUGGGAUGGACCUCAAGUUGAUUCCCCAAGCUGGAUGAAUCAGUUCAGUGGAUCGCCAGGUCUUCAUUCUGCACCUUUAGGUCCCCCAACUGCCGGAGAAAAAGGUGAUCAGCCUGAAAUUAAAUGGGUAUCUGAAGAUGCAAACACCAAGAGAAGUAACAGAAGUGCGGAUCUCCCCGACGUGCCGAGAUCGUCGAAGCGCAGCGAGGGCGGCGAGUCGUCUCCGAAGAAGCAGAGAGAUCCGAAUAAGGUGAAGCAGAGAAGGAACCACUCAAAGGACUCAUCGGAAGGGAGCGUGAAGUCGAACCCGCGGGAUCCAUCGGACCCGGGCGUCCCGGACCCGGCCCGCAAAUCGCGCAGAAAAAAGUCGAGGGAGUCCAACGGGACGGCCGGCUCCACGCGCCCGCGGUCGAGGGCCAACGCUGAUCCCACCGCCGAUGGUGAAUCGUCGGUCAAGAAUUCGGAUUUGGAUUCAAACCCAACCAACUGACCAUGUUCCUCAACGAUAACAAUAACAAUAAUGUUUGUUUUUGUUUUUUGUGUUUUGUGAUCCAUUGCCCUAUGUUUUGCCCAUAGUUAGCUCAAUUACACCAAGGGAUAAAAAUUCAACUUAUCGAUGGUAAAUCAUGGAUCCUUAGAAAAUUUUCAUUUUUUCUUUUUUGUUUUUCUUCUUAUGUUGUUAUGAUUGGGGAUGUUUCCUUAGAUGUGUACAAGGGCUGGGCUGCCAUAGAAUUGGAGACACCAACUAGUAUAUCUAGCAACAUUUUUAUAAUGUAAUUGCCAUUGUAUUUUGGCAUAACACUCUCAUCUCUCAA